AUGCCCCUUGUAUCCCUUGGUCUUGCUGAUGCUGACGCUCCUCAGUGUUCUAUCUGCUCCAAUGCAGAAACAGGAGUUGCAAGGGCCAAAGAAUUCAUUCAAAGGCAGCUCCACCACCUUACACUAAUGUCCCAGACACCUCCGAGUCAUGCAUCAAUGAAUGUUCCCAAGAAGUUUUCCAAGAAUACUGAUAUUGGCCAUACUAGAGCACCACCAACUACCGGCUUUUCAGAACAGAUGCUAGACCCAGUGCUACAUGAUACAAGCCAGGCUAAGUUUCAAUUAAUUAGAGUACAUAGCAGUGCUAAUAAAGAAGACAGGGAUGAAGAAGAAAAUGAAGAUGAUAAAAACAAUGAAGAUGAUGAGGACAAUGAAAAUGAUGGAGACAACCCAAACAAUGGAGACAAGGAGAAUGUGGGCCCAGAGGGAGAGAUGAGAGAGCAGGAGAUUUGUUGGGGGGAGGUUGGGUUUUCCAGGGAAGAGCUCCCUUCAUGUACCCGCCUCCCUCCAAGUCGCUGUCUUACGCCUGAGUUCGAAUUUACAUUCUCCCAUGACAAGGACAACACAGCAGCCCAGACAAGUCUCACUAACUCCACAAGGCGACCUGGAAUGGAGUCUCAAGGUCCUUCCUCAUAUGUCCAGCAGCAUGACACUUCCCAAGGCCUUCCGGAUCCAAUGAGGUCCAACAAGCCGACUCAGUGUUCCAAAGUCCAAGGAUCAAAGAAACCCAGUAAUGGACCAAAGCCUACUCAACUUGCCUGGUACAGGCCAUGCUGGAAAAGUUUUCUUGAGGAUGUUAAAGGCAAAUGUCACACAAUUCACACAUCGGAGAAUCCAUUUCUGACCCUCGUCAAAGAUCUAUCAGUCUCUGUUGCUGAGGUUCUGGUUGCAGUUUUGAUCACAUGGGAUAAGGACGGUAAAAAAUUUGAGGAUGGGAUUUGGCCAGAGCAUAAGCCUGACAUGGAGCGGCUGAAGACUGUUAUGAGCAUUGUGCCUGUACAAUACUCACUCAUCCCUCCACCUUCUGUUCCUGCUCAACAGUCUGCAGGGUGGAUCAAAACUGCUGCUGUUGCAUUACUUGAAAAUUCACUUUUCUUGUGUCAUGGAGUUGAUAGAAUGUUCAAUUGUAUCUUGGAUGGUCUCAAAAAGAAUGGUAAUGGAAAAUAUUACCCUAAGUUCACUGCAAAUGAAUAUGGCCCUAUAUACCGCAAGAUGCUCCAGCUACUGAGUGACAUCAUGAAGGAUUGUUACCAUGGCCCUGUCAUGUUAGCGCAGCUCUGGGAAUGGGCCCAAGCGGGGUGGGCCAAACUUUUGAAGGUUGAUGGAGAUGUAGGGGCAAGUCAUGACCACCUGCAGAUUUUUCUCGAUUAA
Messenger RNA from Suillus bovinus, 1371 nucleotides. RefSeq lists its product as uncharacterized. NCBI's taxonomy places the organism in Eukaryota, Fungi, Basidiomycota, Agaricomycetes, Boletales, Suillaceae. The transcript has 11 exons. The coding region runs from base 1 to 1371 and encodes 456 amino acids. The record is from RefSeq and is a predicted model, not a curated record.